Messenger RNA from Bursaphelenchus xylophilus (pine wood nematode), 1588 nucleotides. Lineage: Eukaryota; Metazoa; Nematoda; Chromadorea; Rhabditida; Aphelenchoididae. The record is from the annotation of a GenBank genome assembly.
AUGGGAUCGUUCAGCCGAUGGUCAGCGUACGGGUCCGGUGGUCGAUGUCUUCGGCUCCUUUAUCUCAGCACGAACCUCUUGUCAGUGGUAGGUUGACCUCGUGUAGUGACUUUGUCUAGAUGCUGGCAUGUGCCGUGUUUGUGUACGGGUGUUGGAUGUAUCACAAUUAUUCAGAAUACGCAGAGCUUUUAGCUCCCAGUUUAUACGUCGAUGUGAGCAGGAUCAUGAUUGUGGUUACGUUGCUAGCCAUCUUUAAUUCUGUCAUAUCGACAUAUGGAGUAUUUAAAGAACUGAGGUGUAUGAUUUACUCGGUAAUUUUGCUCUGUUUUGGCGUUGAUCAUCUGGUUUAGUUUUCCAUUGCAAGUGUCAUCAUCUUCAUUAUGUUGUUUAUUGGCGGAGUCAUGGGCUUCGUCUUUCAGUAUAAACUCCGUCAUCAAAUUCCUUUAGACAUGAAGAUGUAUACUUCAUUAAGGGAAUUAUAUGGCAACGAGGAAUGGCCUGAUGUCACCAAAGCAUGGGAUUCUCUCCAGACGAAUGUAAGUGCAAAAGAGUAAAUUAUUUAACGAGUUAGUUCCAAUGUUGCGGAGUGAAUGGAACUGAUGGUUGGACAAUCUGGGGCCAAUCGAAAUGGCAUAUGCACUUCAAGGUUGAGGGGAAUGCAGAGAAGGCAAAGAUGCCGGAUUCCUGGUAUGUUUUGUCAGCCAUAGUGGCUUUUUGGCCGAGCCGAAAAUCGCGGGCCGGAGGGCGCCGGCCCGUUUUAAGUUUUCCUCGGCCCGGCUAAGUAGAAGUCAGGCCCGGCCCGGUUGCACCCCCAAGUUUUUUCUAUAACAUAAUAUUAGAUGACAGGAAGUGGUAUUAGCAGGCUAAAAAAGUCCAAAAAAGUUUAAAAACUAAGAAAACGGAUGCUAAUUCAGCCCGCCUUUAUAUGGGCAAUCAUUUGGUGCAUUUACGAAAAAUGUUCCCUAUUUUUUUCAAUUUCAAUACUGCAACUUUCCUUUUUGGCAGUAAGCUCAACUUGCCGUGGCGACUCGCAGGCCACAAUCCAGCCAAAGGCCAUUCCUAGUUUCGUCAGUUACCGUAAUCACCAAAAAAACACUUGAUCUUUUGAAAUGCAAGAAACAUAAUUUAUCACUGUCCGAUUGUUCCCUUAUAAUUGGGACCACAAAAUUCGUUAGCCUCAUAUUUUUUGACGACCAUUAGCCGGGUGCCAGUUUGGAUAUUUAUCUCGGCAUUAUUCAACUACUAGAAGGUAAAAGCAUAAAUUUCGAUGUCCAUUUCAGUUGCCCAAUUGGGAGUGAAGAGCAUUGCCGAAACUCACAUCUCACAUCCAUCGAGGGCACUCCCAUCUUCAGCAAAACAUGUUAUAAGCCGCUGAAAGAGCGUCUUCUGUUUGUGGUGAAUACGGCCAGCUGGCUCUCGAUUGUGGAAAGCGGCGUUCUGGUAAGAUGGCUCGGUUUCGUUCACACCAGUUUGAUGAUUUAUGUUUUAGUCAUCAGAUUAUAUAAUUACAAUUACUCUAAUUUUUAUUCCAUUUCAGCUCAUUCCCGCCUUGUUCGCCGCAAUGUACGCUCGUUUAAUAAAGAAGUAG